GAUUCGUUCUACGUUGAGAGUCUUCGCCCAAAAGUUCAUUUUUACAAUGCCAGAAGCAAAGUGUGUUCUUAAAUUCGCCAAAUUGAGUGAGCACGCCUUUCCUCCCACCCGGGGAUCAGCAAAGGCGGCUGGAUAUGACCUGAAAAGCGCGUACGACUACACGGUUCCUGCUCGUGGAAAGCAACUGGUAAUGACCGACAUUCAAGUACACGUACCGGAAGGAUGUUACGGCCGCGUGGCACCGCGUUCUGGGCUGGCCGUGAAGAACUUCAUCGACGUUGGGGCCGGAGUCGUUGACGAAGAUUACCGCGGGAACGUCGGUGUCGUGCUAUUUAAUCACGCCGAAACUGAGUUUGUGGUCAAGAGAGGUGACCGAAUCGCGCAGUUUAUUUGUGAGAGGAUUGCCUAUCCGGAGUUGGAAGAAUUGCCAGCUCUCACAGAUACGGAACGCGGUGCCGGAGGAUUCGGUUCCAGCGGAACCAAUUAAACAUACAUUCCUGUAAUUUCAUGUGUACUGUUCCUUAAGCAUA
Molecule: messenger RNA, 530 nt
Organism: Anopheles cruzii
Lineage: Eukaryota; Metazoa; Arthropoda; Insecta; Diptera; Culicidae
Gene: dUTPase
Product: deoxyuridine 5'-triphosphate nucleotidohydrolase
Exons: 2
Coding region: 47-487 (146 amino acids)
Biological process (GO): dUMP biosynthetic process; dUTP catabolic process
Molecular function (GO): dUTP diphosphatase activity; magnesium ion binding
Source: RefSeq, a predicted model, not a curated record